AUUGACAUUUGUCCCCUUCGUCUCUACAUUCUAUUUCUUCUUCUUCUUUUUCCUCGAUAUUUAUCUUUAACCAUUCUUUCUUUCCAGUGUACCAACACCCCUGCAUGCGGUUUUUAUUUUCCUGAUCAUAAUAAUAAUGUCUGAGCCACCGAGUUCGUGUUCUUCAUCUUUAAGUUCUUCGUCGUCGUCAUCAUCGUCCUCCGGGUCAACUCAGUCUAACCCGUCUACCGAGCUCGUAAAAGUUUCCAAGGAAGAAGAAGAAGAAGACAGGCCGCGGCUCAAGAGACAACGCGACAACAGCGGGAACAAGCAUCCAGUUUAUAGAGGAGUGCGGAUGCGGAGCUGGGGAAAAUGGGUGUCUGAAAUUCGCGAGCCACGUAAAAAAUCGCGCAUAUGGCUCGGAACCUAUUCCACCGCUGAAAUGGCUGCUAGAGCCCAUGACGUAGCUGCCCUGAGUAUUAAAGGCAACUCGGCCAUUUUAAAUUUUCCUCAACUCGUUGAGUCGUUGCCCCGCCCGGUCUCGCUCGCUCCCCGGGACGUUCAAGCUGCCGCAGCUAAGGCGGCCGCAAUGGCGGAGCUCAGCUCUUUAUGCUCCUCCUCCUCGUCGUCGCUAUCGUCAUCUGCAAGCGACUCAAUAUCAUCACCAUCAACAACUACAAUGACGACUUCGUCGGAGGAGUUGGAUGAGAUUAUCGAGUUGCCGAGUCUGGAGGAGAGUUUUGACUCGUCCGAGUUGACACUGUCUGACUCGGUGGUCGACGGGUGGCUGUUCCCGCCGUGGUGGGUGUCUGACGCUGAGUUCUACGGCUAUUUGCUGGGUCAAGCUGCGGUUGGUGAUUGCGAGUUGCUGAAACCCAGCAGCUUUGGGGACAUUGAAAUGGGUUAGCUCCACGUGGUACACCUAAAAUGUCUAGAAUUUUUUUUUCCUCUUUUUUUUUAUUUAUUAUAAAGAGAAAAUGUCUAGAAGCUGUUUGGCUUAUGGUUUACAUUUUUGUUCCACUAGGGCCACAAUAUAUAAUAUAUACCCAUGUCUAUAAUAUUUUGGUUCUUGCUAA
Molecule: messenger RNA, 1055 nt
Organism: Coffea eugenioides
Lineage: Eukaryota; Viridiplantae; Streptophyta; Magnoliopsida; Gentianales; Rubiaceae
Product: ethylene-responsive transcription factor TINY
Exons: 1
Coding region: 137-886 (249 amino acids)
Biological process (GO): regulation of DNA-templated transcription
Molecular function (GO): DNA-binding transcription factor activity; DNA binding
Source: RefSeq, a predicted model, not a curated record